CCAGCGUCGCAGUGUACUGUGGCAUUCUGUGAGGACCUUCGUUGAUCCGCAAUUAAAAACUCAAAGCCUUGGGACACUGAGUGGUUGGCAAUGGCGUCCGACUCCCCGCGCAGACCAAGCCGCUGUGCUGGUGGGGUUGUGGUUCGAGCACAGGCAGCAACGGAGCAGUCUUACAUGGAAAGUGUUGUCACGUUCUUGCAGGAUGUAGUCCCUCAGGCAUACACUGGGACACCUCCAAAUGACGAAAAAGAAAAGAUAGUGUGGGUCCGUUUUGAAAAAGCAGACAUCAAUGAUGUGGCCCGCUUACCAGAGUUUCAGGAGAUGCACGGCAGCAGCAGUGACCCACCUCUUUGUCUGAUGAUUGGCUACACCGAUGGAAUGCAGAUCUGGAGCAUAUCGAUUAAUGGUGAGGCACAGGAGCUGUUCUCAGUGCGGCACGGACCUGUAAGGACAGCUAGGAUUCUACCCGCCCCUCAUAUAAGUUCCCUCAAGACUGACAGCUUUGCAGAGAAACGACCCCUCCUCGGUGUGUGCAAGAGCUCGGGUUCUUCAGGGACAAGUCCUCCUUAUUGUUGUGUGGACCUUUAUUCUCUGAGGACUGGAGAGAUGGUGAAGUCGAUACAGUUUAAAACGCCAAUCUAUGACAUACAUUGCAACAAAAGGAUCCUUGUCGUCAGUCUUCAAGAAAAGAUCGCUGCGUUUGACAGCUGCACCUUCAUGAAAAAGUUCUUUGUCACUAGCUGCUAUCCCUGUACCGGGCCGAACCUCAACCCUAUAGCCUUGGGAGGACGGUGGUUGGCGUACGCAGAGAACAAGCUGAUCCGGUGUCAUCAGUCCCGUGGUGGGGCCUGUGGAGAUAAUGCCCAGUCCUACACUGCCACUGUCAUCAGUGCUGCUAAAACAUUGAAGACAGGCCUGACCAUGGUGGGCAAGGUCGUGACUCAGCUCGCUGGUACUCUGCCUUCUGGGGUGCCCGAGGAGGAGGGCACGACCCACAGCGGCACCCGUCGUAGCCCUCACCAACCUGGUGUGAUCACCAUUAUUGACACGCACACUGUGGGAGAAGGACAGGUUCUGGUUAGCGAGGAUUCUGAUGGAGAGGGAGUGAUUGCACAUUUUCCAGCACAUGAUAAGCCGAUAUCCUGCAUGGCGUUUAAUCCAAGCGGUAUGUUGCUGGUGACUGCAGACACACUUGGCCACGACUUCCAUGUUUUUCAAAUCUUGACUCACCCAUGGGCGUCCUCCCAGAGCGCAGUUCACCAUCUGUACACUCUUCACAGAGGAGAGACUGAAGCUAAGGUGCAGGACAUCUGUUUCAGCCAUGACUGCCGUUGGGUGGUGAUCAGUACUCUUCGUGGCACCUCGCACGUCUUUCCCAUUAAUCCGUACGGUGGAGCGCCAUGCGCCCGCACCCACAUGUUUCCACGCGUGGUCAAUCGCAUGAGCCGCUUCCAGAAGAGCGCUGGGCUGGAGGAGAUCGAGCAGGAGCUGAGCAGUAAACAGGGCGGCAGGUGUAGCCCCAUUCCUGGACUUUCUAGUAGCCCGUCUGGAUCACCGCUACAUGCCAAACUUACCAGUCAAGAAUCCUAUAACAACUUCACCAACAACAACAUGGGUAACCCACGUCUGUCUCCGCUGCCCAGUUUGACCGUCGUGCUUCCUCUGGCUCAGAUCAAACAGCCAAUGACCUUGGGCACCAUCACCAAACGUACCGGCAAAGCAAAGCCGCCUCCCCAGAUCUCACCCAGUAAGUCCAGUGGUGGGGAGUUCUGUGUGGCUGCAGUCUUCUCCUCCUCCCGUUCCUGGUUCAUUACCAACCCCAGUAUGAAGCGAGAGAAAGAUCACUCUCGGCAGGCAGUCGUCGAAUCACUCUACAUCCUGAGUUGCUACGGAAACCUGGUGGAGCACGUCCUAGAGCCUCGGCCAAUCAGCACGGCGCAAAAGAUAGGCGACGACACGCCCCUGGAGUUAAACACCUGUCCGAGAGCCUGCUGGAAUCUAGCCAGGACACCGCAGUGGAAUGAGCUACAACCACCUUUCAACAGCAAUCACCCCUUGGUGCUGGCCUCAGACUUUGUGCAGUGCUAUCAAUACUAUCUGGCUGGCUUGGUACCACCUGGCAGCCCUGGCCCCAUCACUCGGCACGAGUCAUACGACAGCCUGGCGUCCGAUCACAGCGGUCAGGAGGAUGAGGAAUGGCUCUCACAGGUGGAGAUUGUGACCCACACCGGCCCUCACAGAAGAUUGUGGAUGGGCCCUCAGUUUCAGUUCAAAACCAUCCAUCCGUCAGGACAGACCACAGUCAUCUCUUCCAGCUCCUCUGUACUGCAGUCCCAUGGGCCCAGCGACACCCAGCAGCCUCUGCUUGAUUUCGACACGGAUGACCUGGACCUCCACAGCCUUAGGAUCCAGCCAGUGCGCUCGGAGCCGGUCAGCAUGCCUGGAUCCUCACGCCUGGUGGCCGACCGUAGAGGACAGUCCACAGUUAUAGAUACUGGCUCGGGCACGUUUGACCGCAGUGUCACCCUGCUGGAGGUGUGCGGCAGCUGGCCGGAGAGUUUCGGUCUGCGUCACAUGUCCUCCGUUGAAGCCACCGAAGAGGGGCUAAAGGAGAGGCUGGCGGACGCCAUGUCAGAGUCGCCUAACAGAGACAUCGUAAGCUCUGGGACAGAGCUGCAGAGGGAAGGAAGCAUAGAGACGCUCAGCAACAGCUCCGGCUCCACCAGUGGAAGCAUUCCCCGGAACUUCGAGGGUUACCGGUCCCCCCUCCCCACCAAUGAGAGCCAGCCCCUCAGCCUCUACCCCACCCCGUUCCCCUAAAACCAGCUCUCUGUCACCUUGGAACUAUCUUGACCGCACCACAAUACCCUAUCGAAGAGCCCACACCAGCUUUCUCCUGCGUGUCUUACCCUAAUGCCUGUUAUUUCAAAUGUGGAUUGUCCUUAAAUCAAACUAGGCAUGCAGAAAAACCCCUGUUCGAUCAGGAAUUAAGUGUCUUACACGUAGUGCUUCUCUGACAAUGCACCCUAAUGUAAUUUCACUUUCCUCAGAUGAAUGUUGAAGUGAUUUAGCCUCUGUUUUAGAGAGAAGAGAGCUCUAUAUAUGGUCUACCGGUCUGAUGUACUGAUGAAGACUUGGCACUUUUCUCAAAGAUGUGUCAUAUUACCAUUAUCAUUAUCAACUGAACUUCCAGUGUGCGCUGUUGGUGUGUGUAUCUUCAUUGAUUACUCUUUGAGCGUGUGUGUGUGUGUUUGAGUGGGUGUGUCCAUCAAAUCUAUUUUGAGUAGAUGAGUUUAAGAAGCAUUACAUUGAGUGACUUACUGAUCAAAUUGAUAAUUGAGCUGCAUUAUGGUUUUCUUUUAUACUCAUAUCUGCCAUAGUGUUUUGAUCUGUUUUAGUGUACUGUACUUACUAGCUGAAAUGUAUUGGACAUUUUCUUUUCUUUGAUACAUUUGGUUAUGUUUACAAUUUAAAUGUUGUGUUACUUUAUAGUGUUGUUUUGUAUAUUUGGCUUUUUCAACGAAAUUUCUUGGACUUCAUUUGGAUUUGUAAAGAUUUCUUUUUUUUUAAAAAGAGAUGUUUGUUUACAGAUGUUUCCAUGUUUGAUUUGUUUUAAUGGAUUUGUGCUUGCAGGCCUCCAGUAUCCACAACACAUUUCAUUCAGUUCAGAUGGCCACCCAGCACACACAAUCAUCAUCAUCCAUAUAUCAGUAUGCAUAAGCUUGUUUGUUUAACAGAUUUAUACUGAGAGUAGUAGAAAGUCCUUAAACUUAGCUACAUUUUACACUUAAUUACUGUUUAUAUAUUUCUCUAAACCAAUACAGAGCUAUGAAAUUUUCAGAAGAAUUGCAGUUGUAAUUGUCAACUUGUCAAAACAUUUAACGAGACGCUGUUGGCUGACAGCUCAUUGCAUGUUGAAAGCUUGAGAACCUGGAAAUCUGAUGCGAAAACGUGGCAGGUUGUUUACCCUAAUUUAUAGGCAGAAUUAGAGUUGGCAUGACUUCAUGUCACAAUGCAUUGCACAUGCUUUGUAUGGACUGUUUUUUGUAAUGACACCUUAUCUCAUCAAACAGGAAUUCAUGCAAGUGAUAUUGGUUCUUUACAUUUGUGUUUGUUUGCUUAAUACAGUAUAUGAAUUUUGACACUCUGUUCAGUAAUUCCCUUAUUAAUGUAUCUUGCUUUUCAUCUUCUGUCCAGAAUAUAUUUGUCAAAGAAAAAUAAAUGCAUUUGAAUUAUAAAAUAUAA
Molecule: messenger RNA, 4245 nt
Organism: Triplophysa dalaica
Lineage: Eukaryota; Metazoa; Chordata; Actinopteri; Cypriniformes; Nemacheilidae
Gene: bcas3
Product: BCAS3 microtubule associated cell migration factor
Exons: 24
Coding region: 91-2820 (909 amino acids)
Biological process (GO): autophagy; response to starvation
Cellular component (GO): cytoplasm
Molecular function (GO): protein binding
Source: RefSeq, a predicted model, not a curated record